AAAGCUCUCACUUAGAUGGAACCUCAAAUUUCCUCGUAUGGGGUCGGGACCACAGAAGAUGGGCACCUGCGGACAGGACUAAGACAGUGUCCCAGGUCUCCUAGCACGCUAUCCCUCCUGGACCAGAUCCGGGGCGCACGUCGCCCGGGUGGCGCUGUCCAGGGUCUCGCGGCGCAGGCGGCGGGGGCGUGCACCGCUCGUGGCCACCUCCCGCCCGGUCCCUGCUGGCCGCACCCCUCCCCCUCUCCCUGCACCUCUCCAGGCAUCUUCCUCCUCCUCCCCCUCCUUUCCCUGGCGGGUGCUGCGUCUGCCCCAGCCAGAAAGUCGGGAGGCGGGUCUCCGGGCAGAAGAUAUAAGCAGCCCUGGGCUCUGAGAGCUGCAGCCGUGCGGUGUUCAGCCGAAAGCCGCGGGAGAGGACGCCUGACCACCGCCAGCUCCUCUGCUCCGACUGCGCCCUGGGUCUUGCCACCCCCCCAAGCCCAGAUGGAAACUGUGCAGGAGCUGAUCCCUCUGGUCAAAGAACUGGUGGCACAGAAGUCCCGCGGGAAGCUGGUGAAGCUGUACGUCCUGGGCAGCGUGCUGGCGCUCUUUGGCGUGGUGCUCGGCCUGGUGGAGACCGUGUGCAGUCCCUUCACCGCCGCCGGCCGUCUGCGCGAGGAGCGGGCCGCGGUGGCCGAGCUGCGGGAAGCUCGCCAGCGCCAGGCUCUGCUGGACAAAGGCAAGACCCCGGAGGCCGCCCUCCGCAGCAGGACCCUGUCCCUCCGGCAGCACGCCUCCUAGGACCUGCCUCCCAGGACCUGCUUCCUAGGACCCGCAGAGGGAUGGGGAGAGACCCAGAGACGCCAGACAACAGGCACUUCUGUUCCGAGAAGCUGACCCCGCACGGAUUCACCAGGGGGUUGGGGACUGACUUUUGCUGCUGUGCAGCAAGCAUUGUGAUUUGAGGACAUAUCACCUUGCAUUAGAGGAGGAAAAACACUUUUUAUACUGUUAUUGUUGUUGUUGUUAUUAUUAUUAUUACAAUGACCACCGUUUUGCAUUUUGAAAUAAAAACAUUUUAUAUUGU
This is a messenger RNA of Nannospalax galili (Upper Galilee mountains blind mole rat), 1066 nucleotides long. RefSeq names its product G0/G1 switch 2 (gene G0s2). The coding region runs from base 16 to 780 and encodes 254 amino acids. Lineage: Eukaryota; Metazoa; Chordata; Mammalia; Rodentia; Spalacidae. Gene Ontology annotation, biological process: positive regulation of extrinsic apoptotic signaling pathway. The transcript has 2 exons. The record is from RefSeq and is a predicted model, not a curated record. Gene Ontology annotation, cellular component: mitochondrion.